AGAGGCCAGCGCGCCGAGAGCGAGCGGGCAGGCGGUGGGCGGCUGCGGACCCGCGCCGGGGCCGAAAGUUUCUCUGCCCGUCUGCCGCUCCGGCGAGCCAGAGUUGCCCUCCGCGGGACCUGCCCGACCCGGCACCUCUGCAGAAAAAGAGACAGGGCGCCACUCGAAACACUGAAAAUCCAAACCUGCAGCCAUCGGCAGCCAGCCCCGGGGCGCAGGGGAACAGCUCCAUGGCUCUCCCAGGCUCUGGGAUGGGUCUGCUAUGACCACAGUCCCCUGGCUGAGCCAGGACUGCACCUUGUUACCACAGCCUCACCAAGCCCCUGUCCUGCCCUGCACGCCCUUGGCCACGUGUCACCAUGGGUAGUGUCAGCAGCCUCAUCUCAGGCCACAGCUUCCACAGCAAGCACUGCCGUGCCUCACAGUACAAGCUGCGCAAAUCCUCCCACCUCAAGAAGCUCAACCGGUACUCAGACGGGCUGCUGAGGUUUGGCUUCUCCCAGGACUCAGGGCGUGGCAAGUCCAGUUCCAAAAUGGGUAAAAGUGAAGACUUCUUCUACAUCAAGGUCAGCCAAAAGGCCCGAGGCUCCCACCGCCCAGAUUACACAGCCUUGUCCAGUGGGGACAUAGGGGGCCAAGCCGGGGUAGAUUUUGACCCGUCCACUCCACCCAAGCUCAUGCCCUUCUCCAAUCAGCUGGAAAUGGGCUCAGACAAGGGAGCAGUGAGGCCCACUGCCUUCAAGCCUGUGCUGCCACGGUCAGGAGCCAUCCUCCACUCUUCCCCUGAGAGUGCCAGCCACCAGCUGCACCUCAUGCCUCCAGAUAAGCCCAAGGAACAGGAGCUGAAGCCAGGCCUGUGCUCAGGGGCACUGUCCGACUCUGGCCGGAACUCCAUGUCCAGCCUGCCCACACAUAGCACCACCAGCAGCUACCAACUAGAUCCUCUAGUCACCCCAGUGGGGCCCACUAGUCGUUUUGGGGGUUCAGCCCACAAUAUCACACAAGGCAUCAUCCUUCAGGACAGCAAUAUGAUGAGUCUAAAGGCUCUGUCAUUCUCUGACGGGGGUAGCAAGCUGGCUCACCCAGGCAAGGCAGACAAAGGCUCUUCAUGCGUGCGCUCCCCGCUCUCCACGGACGAGUGCACCAUCCAGGAGCUGGAGCAGAAGCUGCUGCAGAGGGAGAGUGCACUGCAGAAGCUACAGCGCAGCUUUGAUGAGAAGGAGUUCUCUGGCCAGGCCUUGGAGGAGCGGCCGCGGCGCACCAGGGACGAGCUGGAGGGCCUGGAGCCUAAGAGUGGAGGCAAGCUGAAGCCAGCCUCGCAGAAGAGCCAGCGGGUGCAGCAGGUGCUGCAGCUGCAGGUGUUGCAGCUACAGCAGGAGAAGCGGCAGCUGCGGCAGGAGCUGGAGAGCCUCAUGAAGGAACAGGACCUGCUAGAGACCAAGCUGAGGUCCUACGAGCGGGAGAAGACCAACUUUGCCCCGGCGUUGGAGGAGACCCAGUGGGAGGUGUGCCAGAAGUCAGGCGAGAUCUCUCUCCUGAAGCAACAGCUCAAAGAGUCCCAGACGGAGGUGAACACCAAGGCCAGCGAAAUCCUCAACCUAAAGGCACAGCUGAAAGACACCCGGGGCAAGCUGGAGGGCCUGGAGCUGAAGAUGCAGGACCUGGAGAGUGCCCUGCGCACCAAGGGGCUGGAGCUGGAGGUCUGCGAGAACGAGCUGCAGCGUAAGAAAAAUGAGGCCGAACUGCUUCGAGAGAAGGUGAACCUGCUGGAGCAGGAGCUGCUGGAGCUGCGGGCCCAGGCUGCCCUGCAGCGGGACGUUGCUUCCCUGGGUCCCCCGGGGCUUGGGCCCACCUUCUCAGAGGACAUCCCUGCUCUGCAGCGGGAGCUGGAGCGACUGCGGGCUGAGCUGAAGGAGGAGCGGCAAGGCCAUGACCAGAUGUCCUCGGGCUUCCAGCAUGAGCGGUUGGUGUGGAAGGAGGAGAAGGAGAAGGUGAUCCAGUACCAGAAGCAGCUGCAACAGAGCUACCUGGCCAUGUAUCAGCGCAACCAGCGCCUGGAGAAGGCCCUGCAGCAGCUGGCCCGUGGGGAUGGGGCCGGAGAGCCCUUUGAGAUUGACUUGGAAGGAGCUGACAUCCCCUAUGAAGACAUCAUAGCCACUGAAAUCUGAAGGGCUACCUAGGGCAGGGAGGGCUGGGAACUAGACACCAGAAGGCAGGGAGCUAAGCCUGUUCAAGGAGGCAUUUUGAGCCCCUCUGAGGGAAGCCACCUCUGGGGCCCAGACUCAAGAGUCCCCAGGGUGGACAGGGGUAACUACAUAACCUUUCCUCUCCUCUUGCCUGUCCCAAUCCUGUCACAUAUUGGACCCUGGUCUGUGAACCCCUAAGCUCUCCCAAAGUUGUGGUCAGGAGUCUUCAUGUGCUGGUUAAAAGUUCCCUCAGCCUUGGCCUUUGUUCAAAGUAGUGAGAGACUCCACCAGGGAAGGGGACAGCUGCCAUAUAGGCCAAAUGUUCACCCAAGGACAGAAGCUUCCUUCCUGUCAUCCCCAAACCCCUGUUAUCCCCUGGACACACUGGGAUGCCUUGAGAACAGAAAGAAGCCAUGUGUAACCAGAAGCCUUGGACUCUGUCUUCACCAUAUAACCUGUUCUCCUUUGCCUAUGGAGGUGAAAGGGUCAGGUUGCCACACAGUUUAGCAAGCAAGCCGUGGGAGGGAGGGGAAGCUGGACAGCCCAGAAGUGCAAAGCCACCUCAAGACCCACAGAGCUCAGAGGAGAGCUGAGGGGGAGAGCCAUGGCAGAUAGUGGGGUCCAGAGUCUUAGCUGGAGCUGUGUAUCCUCUCAAUGGCCUUUGACCUCAAUGAUCAUUCUUCUUAAAGCCAUAGACACAGGGGCCCUGGGUGGGAUGCAGGGACAGGGACAUAGGGUAUGGCUUCCCAGCUGUCCCAGGGGAGCCUCCUGAUUGGUUCAGCUCUAGCCAAGGCAGAGGCUUCCCUGGAUGAUUCAGUUGACUAGCGGCCACUCUGGCUCUUGAGUGGACCUGGAAUAACCUGUCCACUCAGAUGGUGUGUGAGGGUGCUGGGCAUUUGCCUCCUUUGCCUGUAGCCAGAGUCACAGGCAUUCUCACCCCAUAGUGUCUUCAGGGCCAUGUGAUGAGUCUUCACUGAUUGAGAAGCAUCACCAGAGCGCUGGGUGGGCCGAGUCCAGUCAAAGGGGAUACGAGGUACAUACACACAGCCUUAUGAACAGUCAGGCCCACCCACUGUUUUCCCUCCACGUGGCACUCCAUGCUGUAAAGAUUUAAUCUAGAGGGCAGCUCUGUGGGAGCCUGGACUUCUCUUUUGAAGAUAGCUAGGGCUAUGUGCAGAGGAAAGUACAGUUGCUUGGUUCAGGGAAUUAUCUCCCCCCACCCCCCGUUCUGUCUUUCUCAAAGCAAGCCAGAUCAAGCAGGCAGCCAGGCUGCUCUGUGUUCUAUUUUGGGCCCUCACCACAGCUGCUGUUAGGACGGCCAGCCUUUGCUGGAUUCCUGAGCUCUGCGCUUGCCUGAUGGGUGGGGCCCAGGGUGCAGGAGGCGUGAGGGAGACUCUGGGUGCUUGACAGUCCAGGAACAGGCCCUAAUUCUACCUCCCUGAUGCUGGCCCUUGGAGGCCCCGAGUGUUCCCCGGCCCCAGUGACCUUGCCUUCCUGUGAGCUUUCUGCCCUUCUCGGUGGUCACAGGCUGGAAGCCUUUCCUGUGUCCUCCAUUGCUUUCUGUUUGGGGGUUUAGGCUGGGCCUCUCCUGCUGUCUUCUAAUGACAUAAUGUCUUCUGGAAUUAUAGACCAUUGCCCUUAGUCACAUGCUAGAUUUAAAUCUGGAAUCUGCAGGCCACAGGUGCCUCCCCACCUACAGGAUCACACCCUGCACUAGGCACAACUCUGAGUCCAGUCAAAGAAGUCCAUGGCCCUCAGGUCCUCUGUCUCCACCAGCCUGUGCCUUGUUUGAGUCCUUCCCAGUGAGACUACCCCAUGGAGAGCAAGAUGGAGGCUACCUGCCCCCAUCUACUACUGAAAGACUCCACCCUUAGAUGAACAGCCGGAUGAACUGAUGUGCCAUGGACAUCUUGCCCAGGAAGGGGUGGGUACCAUGCAGGUACUCAGACCCAAAGCCUAUACUCUAUAUCUGGGCAGAGUGACUUCUAUCCACAGGGAGUUCAGCCCACCCUACCGCCAUCUUCAAGACCUUUGCCCAGGACCUACCCAACAUUCAAGGUGGCUGAUGCCUUCCCAGCACUGCUCUUAGUCCAAGGACCCAGGGAUAGCCUCAGGAUGCAGCUGUGCUAUAACUUGGUGACUUCACCUUCAUGUGGACUUUACUUACCUGUCCUAAAGCAUCCUAUUUGUGGUCCAUGCCUAUGUCCAGACGCUCAACGUAGAAAAGAUUGAACAGGGAUAGGGGAGUAUGGGCUCAGGGCAAACAGGUCACCUGCUGUGCUAUGCUUUCCUACUGUACUGCUCCCUAGAGGUGCCUCCAGGCAGGGAGUGCUGCUGCUCUCAAGAAAUCAUCAGCCAGCAAGCAGCACCUCACAAGGAGGGGACUGCCCAGACUCCCUCAGGGCACCUCCCCACUCUGUUCUGCUCUCACUAGGCGCACUCUGUUCCCAG
Molecule: messenger RNA, 4637 nt
Organism: Nannospalax galili (Upper Galilee mountains blind mole rat)
Lineage: Eukaryota; Metazoa; Chordata; Mammalia; Rodentia; Spalacidae
Gene: Lzts1
Product: leucine zipper tumor suppressor 1
Exons: 4
Coding region: 360-2168 (602 amino acids)
Biological process (GO): regulation of synaptic plasticity; regulation of dendrite morphogenesis
Cellular component (GO): dendritic spine
Source: RefSeq, a predicted model, not a curated record